GGGGCUCGGACGGGUCGAGGCUGUACGACUGCGUCUGGAGGUACAACUCCAGCGUCAACGAGUGGACCGAGGUGUCGCCCAUGCUGAAGGCCAGGGAGUACCACAGCUCCACGGUGCUGGACGGGCUCCUGUACGUCAUCGCCUCCGACAGCACCGAGCGCUACGACCACGCGGUGGACGCUUGGGAGGCCCUGCAGCCCAUGCUGUACCCCAUGGACAACUGCUCCACCACCUCCGGCCGCGGCAAGCUCUUCGCCAUCGGCUCCCUGGCCGGCAAAGAGUCCAUGGUGAUGCAGUGCUACGACCCCGACAGCGACCUCUGGUCCCUGGUGAACUGCGGCCACCUGCCCCCCUGGUCCUUCGCCCCCAAGACCGUCACCCUCAACGGCCUCAUGUACUUCAUCAGAGACGACUCGGCUGAAGUGGACGUGUACAACCCAGCAAAGAACGAGUGGGACAAGAUCCCCGCCAUGCUCCAGGUGCACGUCGGGGGCAGCGUGGCCGUGCUGGGCGGGAAGCUCUACGUCUCCGGAGGCUACGACAACACGUUUGAGCUGUCAGAUGUGCUGGAAGCCUACGACCCCGAGACGCGGACGUGGAGCGUGGUGGGCCGGCUCCCCGAGCCCAUCUUCUGGCACGGCAGCGUCAGCAUCUUCCGGCAGUUCAUGCCAGAGACCACGCAGGAGGACGAGGGCAUCACGCUGGACAACACCAUCAGCCUCGACAGGCAGCGCCAAGACCUUCACAACCAGAACCUUAACGAGCUUCGUUAG
Mesitornis unicolor (brown roatelo) is the source of this 773-nucleotide messenger RNA. RefSeq names its product kelch-like family member 21 (gene KLHL21). The record is from RefSeq and is a predicted model, not a curated record. The transcript is spliced from 3 exons. The annotation marks the transcript as partial. Gene Ontology annotation, molecular function: protein binding. Lineage: Eukaryota; Metazoa; Chordata; Aves; Mesitornithiformes; Mesitornithidae.